This is a messenger RNA of Telopea speciosissima, 2213 nucleotides long. RefSeq names its product myosin-10. NCBI's taxonomy places the organism in Eukaryota, Viridiplantae, Streptophyta, Magnoliopsida, Proteales, Proteaceae. The transcript is spliced from 18 exons. The record is from RefSeq and is a predicted model, not a curated record. The coding region runs from base 149 to 2110 and encodes 653 amino acids.
GAAUGCUAUUCUCCCCUCUCCCGCUCAAACAAAAAAGUUUCUUUGCAACCAGAAUGGUUCUUCUACCUCAUCUUCCUAGCCGCUUCUCUUCGUUACUGCUAUUAGGGCUUCUUACGAGUUGUUUUCAGAUAAUUUUCUUUUUUUAGGCAUGGAUGGACAAUUGGACAAUAAUGAGUGUUUGAUUGAUCGUGUUCAACAGUUGGAACGUGAGCGUGAUCAACUGCGCAAAGAUAUUGAGCAACUGUGCUUGCAGCAAGCUGGCCCUAGUUAUCUUGUUGUCGCUACUCGAAUGCAUUUUCAAAGGACAGCUGGCUUGGAGCAGGAGAUCGAGAGCUUGAAAAGUAAAUUAUCUGCAUGUACAAGAGAGAAUCUGAAUCUUCAGGAGGAGCUUUCUGAAGCAUAUCGCAUUAAAAGCCAGUUGGCAGAUUUACAUAGUGUUGAGGUCUCAAAGAAUAUGGAAGCUGAAAAGCAGGUUAAAUAUUUCCAAGGUUGUGUCGCUGCUGCGUUUGCUGAACGGGAUAAUUCAAUAAUGGAGGCUGAGAAAGCGAAAGAAAAGGAAGAGAUCGUGUCAAUGAAAUUGAAUGAUUUUCAAAAAAGACUAGAAGAGCUUACAGCAGAUACCCUUGUAGAAAAGGAGCUUCUUACUACAGUUCAAAUUGAUUCGGCGAAACUAAAAGAACAGAAUGAAACAUUGUUGAAGGUUGUGGAUAAGUUUUAUGAGAUCCGACGAAGCACUCUCGGGGGAUCUAAGCAUUAUGACUGGAAUGAUAAAUGUGCAUGUCUUUUAGAAGAUUCUGCAGAAAUGUGGAGAUUUGAUGCCGAUAGUGAGACAUCUACUUCCAAAUACAUUGGCUCUUUGGAGGAGGAGCUGGAGACAUUACGAAACUCUGUGAAUCAUCUUCAAAACAAGCUCCUGGUGGGAUUGGAGAUUGAAAACCAUUUAAAGAAGAAAGUUUCUGAGUUGGAAAAGAAGAGGAUUCUUUCAGAUGAUAUGACGAGGAACAGGAUAUCAGAGUUGCAUAAGUUCCAUACUCAGCUUAAAUGUGAGGUAAUGGAUUUACUUGAGGAAGGAAAAGCUCAGGUUAAAUCAAUACUUGAUGUUGUUGAAGAAAAUAAGGGACAGUUUCAUAUCACUAAGUCACAAAAUUUUGAGCCCCUUCUGAGAGAUGAAAAGUUCAAUGACAUUGAAUGUCGAGAUGUUCAUAUAACCACUGAUGCUGGACAGAGUUCGAUAUCUGAGAAAAAACGCCCUUUUCCUCCAAACACUGUGGCCCAUGGUGACACCGCUGAUGCUCUUGUACAGGCGUUGCAAGAGAAGGUCGCUGCACUGUUGCUUCUCUCUCAGCAGGACGAAAGGCAUUUAUUGGAGAAGAAUGUAAAUGCAGCUCUUCAGAGAAAGAUAGAAGAAUUGCAGAGAAACUUAUUGCAAGUAACCAAUGAAAAGGUCAAGGCUCUUAUGGAAUUGGCACAAUUAAAGCAAGAAUAUCAACUAUUCCAAGAGAAUGCUAAUCAGGGAAUCAAACGACGAAAUCUUUUGGCUGACCUUGGUGAUAACAUUGUUGCUGCUCACGAUAGAGAUGGGAAAUUGAAAAACUUGCUUAAGAAAACAUAUCUAAGGCGUUGGAUUGGUCGACUAGAUGACAACGAUGGUCGCAUGAAUGAAAAUGACUUCACUAAUAAAAAAUCCAACCAUGCAGUGGAUUUUGCAAGGAUGAAGGUAGAAAAUGCUAGCCUGAAAGAGAGCAUUGAAAGUAUGGACCAUUUGACGUCUACGAUUCGCAGGCUCCGCCUAUCUCUUUUGAAGGCUAAAGAGUCCACAGCAUCCCAAGGGCUUUUUACUUGUAUAGAUGAGACUCUGGAUGAUAUUAUUGGCGAGGCAAAACUUGUGAAGACUGCUCUUGGUAGUUCUCUUCCAGUUAGCUGGUCAGAGGCAGAUCCUGGAUCAUUUGAUGGAAGCAUUAUGGAUGAGCCAAACGAUGGCUGUGAGGAAAUUGUUGACAAGGUAGACUCUGUUUCUGCUGCGGGAUUUGAGAUGGUGGAGCUCGUGAUACUAGCAUGUCAGAUCGUGAAGGAGAAUAAGAAGGACAAGCGUUCCAGAGAUGAAAGCUGAUUUGAACUCUAGACAGUUUUCCUGGCGUUGAAGUGGCUGCCCAUGGGACCUUGUAUAUGUAACAUUGUAUAGAUGUUAAAUUAUAGUUAUUUUCCAACGGUAU